This is a messenger RNA of Colletotrichum orchidophilum, 348 nucleotides long. Its product is annotated as aminopeptidase Y. The transcript has 2 exons. The record is from RefSeq and is a predicted model, not a curated record. Lineage: Eukaryota; Fungi; Ascomycota; Sordariomycetes; Glomerellales; Glomerellaceae. The coding region runs from base 1 to 348 and encodes 115 amino acids.
AUGGUCACCAGGGGCUAUUACGGCGUGCCCGCGCGGUCCGGCUCCGACAUCAUCCAGGAGCUCUUCACUGCCGGCUUUGUUGCCAAGGGCGUCAACGUGACAAUCGCGAGGUUCACCAACGGCAGCCACGACGCCUCCUGCUGGCAGAUCUCGGGCAAGCCCGUUGGGGGUCUUCACACGGGGAUGGGGACCGCGCAGGAUCGCUGCUAUCACCAGGAGUGCGACGAUAUCAAUAACACGGACUUGGACCAGCCCACGUCCAUGGGGCUCAAUGCAGACUUCACCAAGAUGCAGGUUGUCAGCCAGAGACGCAGUUCAGAAGGCACCGAUGAGACUACAGGAAUCUAG